Molecule: messenger RNA, 1904 nt
Organism: Diospyros lotus (date-plum)
Lineage: Eukaryota; Viridiplantae; Streptophyta; Magnoliopsida; Ericales; Ebenaceae
Product: ribulose-1,5 bisphosphate carboxylase/oxygenase large subunit N-methyltransferase, chloroplastic
Exons: 12
Coding region: 74-1573 (499 amino acids)
Biological process (GO): peptidyl-lysine monomethylation
Cellular component (GO): chloroplast
Molecular function (GO): protein binding; protein-lysine N-methyltransferase activity; [ribulose-bisphosphate carboxylase]-lysine N-methyltransferase activity
Source: RefSeq, a predicted model, not a curated record
CUAACUUUCGCUCCAGAUUUCAGCAGAUAAGAUUUCCAUUGUCGAACUAAACUCUCUCUCUCUCUCUCUCGCCAUGGCCGAAGCUUCCAGAAUCCUUCAGACAAUUCUCAUCCCCGAUUUCUCAACCCUAGCACACGUAACCCCUCGCUUUCACUCUCAUCCAACCUCGCAUUCUCGGCGUAUCACGACCCGCUGCUCAAUCUCCACCGCCGGCGGCACCGCGAGGCUCGCCGUGGACCGGGCGGUUCCUUGGGGUUGCGACAUCGACUCGCUGGAGAACGCGUCGGCGCUGCAGAAUUGGCUGUCGGAGUCGGGCCUUCCGCCGCAGAAAAUGGCCAUUCAGAAAGUGGAAGUAGGGGAGCGAGGCCUCGUCGCGCUCAAGAACAUCCGCAAGGGAGAGAAGUUGCUCUUCGUGCCUCCCUCGCUUGUCAUCACUGCCGAUUCGGAGUGGAGUUUCCCAGAGGCUGCUAAUGUGCUAAAACAAAAUGGUGUACCAGAUUGGCCAUUGAUUGCAACCUAUCUUAUUAGUGAAUCAAGUCUCAUGAAGUCGUCAAGAUGGAGCAAUUAUAUCUCAGCUUUGCCCCGACAGCCCUAUUCACUUUUGUACUGGACACGUUCAGAACUAGAUAAAUAUCUUGAAGCUUCACAAAUCAGAGAGCGGGCUAUUGAAAGGAUCAAUGAUGUUACUGGAACAUACAAUGAUUUAAGGCUUAGGAUAUUUUCCAAGUAUCCUGAUUUAUUUCCAGAAGAGGUAUUCAAUAUGGAGACCUUCAGGUGGUCCUUCGGCAUUCUUUUCUCUCGAUUGGUCCGGUUGCCCUCAAUGGAUGGAAGAGUUGCCUUGGUACCCUGGGCAGAUAUGCUAAAUCAUAGUUGUGAGGUGGAAACAUUUUUGGAUUAUGACAAAUCAUCGCAAGGGGUAUUCUUCACGACUGAUCGGCCAUAUCAGCCUGGGGAGCAGGUUUUCAUAUCAUAUGGCAAAAAAUCUAAUGGAGAGCUGCUUCUGUCAUACGGAUUUGUUCCAAGGGAAGGCACCAAUCCUACUGAUUCAGUGGAGUUGUCAGUGUCAAUUAAGAAAUCUGACAAAUGUUACAAAGAGAAGUUAGAAGCACUGAGGAAGUAUGGAUUGUCAUCUUCACAGUGUUAUCCAAUAAGAAUCACCGGUUGGCCAUUGGAGUUGAUGGCAUAUGCUUACUUAGCUGCCAGCCCCCCAAGUUUGAACAGACAGUUUGACGAGAUGGCUGCUGCAGCAUCAAAUAAGAAAUCCAAGAAAGAUAUUAGAUAUCCUGAGAUAGAGGAAAAAGCUCUGCAAUACCUGUUGGAUAGUUGUGAAUCAAGCAUAUCGAAGUACACCAAAUUCCUUCAGGCAAGUGGAUCAAUGGAUUUGGAUGUGACAUCUCCCAAGCAGCUGAACCGAAAAUUAUUUCUGAAACAGUUAGCAGUUGACUUGUGUACAAGUGAACAGAGGAUAUUGUUCCGCAGCCAAUAUAUUCUGAGGAGGAGAUUAAGGGAUGUAAGGAGCGGCGAACUCAGAGCCCUUAAUCUGUUUGAUGGAUUCAGGAAGCUUUUCAAGUGAUUAAUGACUCUUUUUGAUGUCUGAUUCACCUGUACCCACUGCCUGGUAUUGUUGCUGCAAGUCCUCCUUUUUAUACCCAAAUGGAUCAGGUGAGGCUCUGUUCAGUCUCAGAGUUGGAUGAGUGAAUGUGUUUUUGAACAAUGAAGCAGCUUUCAGCUUCUUGUUGAACAAGAUAAAAUGUAUCUCUUUGUUGUGUGUGUGUGUGUAUAUAUUUCCUAUGAUCAAUACGCAAUUUGCUUCAAAAUUGAUUUUUUGUUUUUUUGGCUUGGUAAACAAUUUUGAUUCGAUGAAAGUGACAACAUGAAUCAUGAUGGGUGGUUUAUUAUCAUUU